CUGCCCGCGGCGCCCGGCCUCCUUCCGUCCCUGCCGUGCUCCCUCCGUCUUCCGUGCGCGCCCGCUCGGCCGGCGUGCCUCACGCCUAACGGGCGGCCGCGGGCGCCAAUCAGCGGGCGGCAGGGUGCCAGCCCGGGACUGUGCCGGCGAAUCGGCGGGGCCCGCGGCUCGGGAGGGAGGCGGGGCUACCGCGCGCGGCGGCGGAGGAGCAGCUCGCCAGCCUGCAGCUCGCGAGCGCUGAGCGAGCGGCCCGAAGGGUAGAUUUACCAGGCUGUUUCUGAGUGUGGAUUGUUAUCCUUGGUAAGAAAAUGUCGUCCAUCUUGCCAUUCACUCCGCCAGUGGUGAAGAGACUUCUGGGAUGGAAAAAAUCAGCUGGUGGGUCUGGAGGAGCAGGUGGUGGAGAACAGAAUGGACAGGAAGAAAAGUGGUGUGAAAAAGCAGUGAAAAGUCUGGUGAAAAAGCUAAAGAAAACAGGCCGAUUGGAUGAGCUUGAGAAAGCCAUCAGCACUCAGAAUUGCAAUACUAAGUGUGUCACCAUACCCAGGUCUCUUGAUGGCCGUCUACAGGUUUCACAUCGGAAAGGGUUGCCACAUGUUAUAUAUUGCCGGCUAUGGCGCUGGCCGGACCUUCACAGUCAUCAUGAGCUCAAGGCAAUCGAAAACUGUGAAUAUGCUUUUAGUCUGAAAAAAGAUGAAGUAUGUGUAAAUCCUUACCACUACCAGAGAGUUGAGACACCAGUCUUGCCUCCAGUCUUAGUGCCUCGGCACACAGAGAUUCUAACAGAACUGCCGCCUUUGGAUGACUACACCCACUCCAUUCCAGAAAACACAAAUUUCCCAGCAGGAAUUGAGCCACAGAGUAAUUACAUCCCAGAAACACCACCACCUGGCUAUAUUAGUGAAGAUGGAGAAACAAGUGACCAACAGUUGAACCAAAGUAUGGACACAGGCUCUCCAGCUGAACUGUCUCCUACGACUCUCUCUCCUGUUAAUCACAGCUUGGAUUUGCAGCCAGUCACUUACUCGGAACCUGCAUUCUGGUGUUCAAUUGCGUAUUAUGAACUAAACCAGAGGGUUGGCGAGACCUUCCAUGCCUCACAGCCCUCACUCACUGUAGACGGCUUCACAGAUCCAUCCAACUCAGAGAGGUUCUGCUUAGGCUUGCUCUCCAACGUUAACCGAAACGCCACUGUAGAAAUGACAAGAAGGCAUAUAGGAAGGGGAGUGCGCUUGUAUUACAUAGGUGGGGAAGUGUUUGCCGAGUGCCUAAGUGAUAGUGCAAUCUUUGUGCAGAGCCCCAACUGUAACCAGAGAUACGGCUGGCACCCUGCGACAGUGUGUAAGAUCCCACCAGGCUGUAACCUGAAGAUCUUCAACAACCAGGAGUUUGCCGCUCUUCUGGCUCAGUCUGUUAACCAGGGCUUUGAAGCCGUUUAUCAGCUAACACGGAUGUGCACCAUAAGAAUGAGUUUCGUGAAGGGUUGGGGAGCAGAAUACCGGAGGCAGACAGUAACAAGUACUCCCUGCUGGAUUGAACUUCAUCUGAACGGCCCUCUGCAGUGGUUGGACAAAGUAUUAACUCAGAUGGGAUCCCCGUCAGUGCGAUGCUCAAGCAUGUCGUAAAGUCCGUCACCAGCUGAGCUCAUCAGAGACUUCACGUAACAACUCUUCCGUCGUAGUGUUCAUGUAUGAUCCCGUGGACUGUUUGCUAUCCAAAAAUUCCAGAGCAAAAACAGCACUUGAGGUCUCAUCAGUUAAAGCACCUUGUGGAAUCUGUUUCCUAUAUUUGAAUAUUAGAUGGGAAAUUAGUGUCUAGAAAUGCCCUCCCCAGAGGGGAAAAGAAGACUUAAAGACUUGAUGAUGUCUUGUUGGGCAUAAGACAGUGUCCCAAAGGUUAUUAAUAACAGUAGUGGUUGUGUACAGGUGAUGUGUCCAGACCCAGUAUUGCAGUACUAUGCUGUUUGUAUACAUUCUUAGUUUGCAUAAAAGGUGUGUGUGCUGCUUCUUGGUCUAGGCAAGCCUUUAUAAAAUUACAGUACCUAAUCUGUUAUUCCCACUUCUCCGUUAUUUUUGUGUCUUUUUUAAUAUAUAAUAUAUAUAUAUCAAGAUUUUCAAAUUAUCAUUUAGAAGCAGAUUUUCCUUGUAGAAACUAAUUUUUCUGCCUUUUACCAAAAAUAAACAAACUCUUGGGGGAAGACAAGUGGAUGAACUUGGAAGUCCUUGACCCUAAUGUGUCCAGUGAGUCCUAGCAGUCUGUCUUUUCGUGACCGUUUUCUGCUGAGUUGCAUUAGAAGGAAACCUUACUGGAAAUUUCCAGGCUCUUCAUCCCAUUUCUGUUCUGAUACAGAGCAGGACAGCAUAAUGUCAUUGCGGUAAAUAGUUGCACUGAUGGCUUCUGGGUUAGUUAAUUCUGAGUCCAGUAAAGGUUUGUAUGGACAGUAAGUCCUUUUGUCUUAUAACCAGACUUCAGCAGAUGAUAACUGAUGUGUAUAACCAGUUCUUCUGUUGAUUAACUUGCGUCUCAAACAUGCACAGGUGGCAGUAUAAUUAUUUUCAGGGCUAUUCUAGAAUCAUCUCAGUAUGUUUCCUUCUUCCAUAGCCAGUCUUAAUAAUAAAGUACUUUCUGUAAAGGCAAGCGACCUUUGGGCCUUGUUUCACUUUACUACCCGGUUGUAUUACAGAGCAGACCUUUUGUAAGUUUUAGAUGCUGAGGCAUCGUCAGCAGAUAGGGCCAUCUGUUUUUUAAGUGUAUUGUAUGUAAUUUAUAAAUAGAAUGUUAUUUUACCUAGUUUCAAAUUUUUAAAUAUUGUGAGCUAAUCUGUUUAGCAAGAUUUCUAGCCCACAGUUAGCUUUGGAUUAGCUCUUCUUGACUAAUCCUGGUCUGUGGUUUACUGCCCUUUCUGCUCUGCAUGAAGGAGACCCCAGCUGUCCUGUUGGCCCUCCUCCGUUCUGCAGCACACAACAGUCAUGUCCAGUGUUGACUCCCUCCUUGUUUGCAACUCCGCACAAAUGGAAAGUACUUCCUGAUCUCCUUUUUGUAAACUUUUCCUAUUUUUGCAGACAAAUACCUUUGGUACUUACUCUUUGAGACCAUAGUCACAUGUAUGUACAGUAAUAGUCACAUGUAUGCACAGUAAUAGUCACAUGUAUGUACAGUAAUAGUCACAUGUAUGUACAGUAAUCAGUUUUGAUGCUUUUCAACAUUUAGCU
Arvicanthis niloticus (Nile rat) is the source of this 3209-nucleotide messenger RNA. RefSeq names its product SMAD family member 2 (gene Smad2). Lineage: Eukaryota; Metazoa; Chordata; Mammalia; Rodentia; Muridae. Gene Ontology annotation, biological process: activin receptor signaling pathway; positive regulation of transcription by RNA polymerase II; anatomical structure morphogenesis. The record is from RefSeq and is a predicted model, not a curated record. Gene Ontology annotation, molecular function: DNA-binding transcription factor activity, RNA polymerase II-specific; I-SMAD binding; RNA polymerase II cis-regulatory region sequence-specific DNA binding. Gene Ontology annotation, cellular component: heteromeric SMAD protein complex.